CCAUAGCUUCCAGUCGGUUUUAUAUCAUUACGUGCAACACGUUCACUUGUGAACGCUGCUAUAUGGGACAGGAGAAAAGACUAGACUCCAGAUAUUUUGGUGAGAAGCGAAGAAAAUAGUAAACUAAGUCUUUGUCCGUCACUUCUUCUGUUUCCCAGUCUUAGGUUUAAGUUGAAGAUCAGGAAAACCAUAGACACAGCCACAAGCAUAUUGGAAACAAACAGUUACACCCUGCAGACAUGGUGAGAACCCCUUGUUGCGACAAAAAUGGUCUCAAAAAAGGAUCAUGGACACAGGAGGAAGACAAGAAGUUGAUCGCUUAUGUUACCAGGUAUGGCCACUGGAAUUGGCGCCUGCUCCCCAAGUAUGCAGGUCUUGCAAGGUGUGGAAAGAGUUGCAGACUGAGAUGGCUGAACUACCUAAGGCCAGAUGUGAAAAGAGGGAAUUUUAGUGAUGAGGAAGAAGAAACCAUUGUGAGACUUCACAAAAAGCUUGGUAAUAGGUAUGUAUAAAUUACUGGGCCUGGUACUACUACUGUUUCUUCUGAGUUUGCACAACUCAAAGUUCACUUUGGUCGUGCGAAAAGCUGAACACAUUGUCAUGAAUCAGAUUACACUAUUCUCAGACUCAUUGUAAGUUUACUAUAGGAUUCAAU
Messenger RNA from Vigna radiata var. radiata (mung bean), 655 nucleotides. RefSeq names its product transcription factor MYB4-like. The transcript is spliced from 2 exons. Lineage: Eukaryota; Viridiplantae; Streptophyta; Magnoliopsida; Fabales; Fabaceae. The record is from RefSeq and is a predicted model, not a curated record. Bases 240 to 512 code for a protein of 90 amino acids.